This is a messenger RNA of Cimex lectularius (bed bug), 3402 nucleotides long. Its product is annotated as neurogenic protein mastermind-like. The record is from RefSeq and is a predicted model, not a curated record. NCBI's taxonomy places the organism in Eukaryota, Metazoa, Arthropoda, Insecta, Hemiptera, Cimicidae. Gene Ontology annotation, molecular function: transcription coactivator activity. Gene Ontology annotation, biological process: Notch signaling pathway; positive regulation of transcription of Notch receptor target. Bases 698 to 2593 code for a protein of 631 amino acids. The transcript has a single exon. Gene Ontology annotation, cellular component: nucleoplasm; nuclear speck.
UCAAAAAUUGGUCGAGCCACUUGUUGACAUGUGUUGAACAUCUGCUUAUUAUAUAAUUUCAGUUCCGCUUUUUAUUUAUUUUAACUUUACUUCUCGGCUUAUAAAUUAUUUAUUAUUAAUAGUUUUUAGAGUCUGUCGUCUUGUCGAGUAGUUUCUCGUGUGUUGAAAGUGGCCAGUCCGCCCGAGAGGAGGCUUUACGAAAUUCUGCGCUGUACUUUUACUUUUAACGAGAGACAAUGGAUUUUUCUCAGUUGGGAAACGGCAUGGGAAAAUCGUCCCUUUCCCAAGGGAAGAGUGCUAUCGGAAAGAAAUGACUGUUGUGCAAUUGUGCCCGCAUUACGAGGUAUUUAUCGAAGCCAAGUGUAACGUAUCAAAAAAUGUAAUGUCCAAAAGGUUUUAUAACCUUGUAUGGUAAUUUGUGACAUCUCGACUUAAUAUUCAGGGAGUGAGUUUGCAACUUUUAUAAGUAAUUUACAUAAAUAUAAUACAGAGGAAGUAGCAGUAAGUUCGUGACCUCCAUAAAAAUACUCUCUGGCGAUGCCUACCUAAAUUUUACCAAUUAAGUUGUUUUUUUAAUAUUGAAAGAAUCGGCUUAGUUUUAAGGGUUUUUUAUUUAUAAAAUGUACAAUAGUUAGUAGUGAAACUGGCGGCUUAUCCGUUAAACGACAACCCGAGUAUAGGAGGAGAGAGGAGCCCGAUGCUGUCGACGAUGGCACCGUCUGACAUCCUGCCUCCAAAGAGGCAGGCGGUCGUCGAGAGGCUCCGGCGGCGCAUGGAAAACUACAGGAAACACCAGAAUGAGUGCAUUCCUAGGUUUGACUACUCGUUCAACAGUGUUGUCGAGCAGAACAUGCAAGACACGCUCCUCCUCAAGAAAAACUUCCUCGACAACAAAGUGAAAAAGGGUUCGAAAAAGUCUGAGAAGAAAGAUAUGAGUUACCAGAAUUCCAGGCCUUCGCCGCAGCAAUCUCAGCAACAACAGCAGCCGCAGAAGGUUGAAAUAAACACUAAAUUUAUGCCGAACAAUUCGCAAGAGUCUCCGAAGCAGGAGAACAUGACAAAACUCUCGGUUCAGAUAGUGCAGCAGCUCGAAUUCACGACCUCAUCGUCAAAUUCUCAAGUUUCGACGAAUGUCACAGUCAAAACUGUCAAUACAUCUGUUAAAAGUGAAACGCCACAUUCCUCACCUGCACCAAGCCCUGCCGCCACUACGUCCGACCCCGUGAAAUGUAAAAAAGAACCAGAAAACUCUGAAUUUGUAGAUCUUGAACAGUGUGCAGCUGCUUUAGAAAAAGACGCUGCUGCAAACGGGACUAAUUCAUUUUCUGCGUUCCCUGACUUGAUCGGAGACAGUUCUGACUUGAUAACUUCAGAAGCCUUCAAGGAUCUCAUAUCAGAAAUCGAUUUCAAUCCAGAAUUCAUGAGAGAUUUUGAUUUUGACAACAAAAACCAGAAACAUACGAUCAAAAUCGAGCCUGAUAACAAUGUUCCUCUUGUACAAAAACCCAAAUUUCCUCCUCCAACGAUAGACUUUUCAAACCCUGAGAUGAGCCCCGCAGCACAGACUUUGAAGCAGAUGGCAGAGCAGCAUCAACACAAAACGCAAAUUGGGCAUUCUUUUAAUCCUAGGCCUCCUGAUUCUAAUACUCUAGAUUUUCAGUUUAACAAAGCUGAACUGUUGAAUAACCAAAACUUCCAGUUCAGGCAGCAAAAUUCUCCAAGGAAUUUCAACACCGAUAACAUAAAACAGGAAAAUUUGCCUGGACAGAGUUCGCCUAAAGUGUUCAGGAUGAGUCCAAAUGAUAAACUCGGAUCGCAGUACAAGCCUUAUUACACACACGACAGUGAGAAUUUUAACAGCCGACAACUGCCGAGAGGAACGUUUCAGAUGAACCAGGCUCAACAGAUACAAGCCCAAGGGCCAGUGCGGAUUUCAAUGGCACAGAAGCUUGACGCCGAUAUAAAAGAAGCGAACCUUUCCCUAGGAUCGUCCCAGUCAGUUUACAUGACAUCCAAUCAAGAUUCUUGCUGUUCGGCUUCUCAGACACAAUCCAUCAGUUUUGAUAACAGGGGAUCUUUCGUGCACACACAGCAACAACCAGUAAAUGUCAUGAACCAGAUUCGGCCGGACAUGAACCGCUUCCAAAUCCCGAUGAUGAGGUACCCGCAGAGGAUGCAACAGCCGAUGUACAACCAAUACCCCCAUAUGAACCUUCCAUACCGGCCGCAGCCCGUUAACGCUGGUAACUGGAGGCGCCCCCUCCAAGACCAGUUCAUGCAAGCACAGGGCAUUUCCUUUGUGAACAACGACACCAGACUAGGUGCUGGGCAAAUCCAGUUGGGCAAUCUCAACAUGCCUCAGCAACAGCGCCUAGCAAUGGUCCAGCAGAAUGCAAACUCAUCUCUCAGGGUUGAAAUGGAGCAGAAAAUGGAAAGGAGCCCUCAGUGCCCUCAACCUCAAUCAAACCCUACGAACCAGUUCUCGGAGCAGCCUUUCGUCGGGAUACCUCCUGACUUCAAUCUCGACUUCCUCGACCUGCCUUCAGGUGACAGUUCCACAUUUUCCGAACAGGACUUUCUAAAUUCCCUUUAAAACCACAAAAUUAUCUUACAUUCAAAUUCUUAGAUCUUCCUUUUUAGUCUUCUCAAUAAUUCAUAACUAUGAUUAAUUGUAUUUAUUCAUAAAUUUAUUUUUUUAAUUAUUUGUAGAUCUUUAUUUUAAGUUUUCUUUUUUUGAAAGAAGUGUUGAUCAUUUGUUGCCAUUCAUGAGAAAAUAUUACUGCCAUUAAAUUAUAUGUACUGUUUUUUUAAUACACUGCCAGGACAGCGAGUUUAUAUUUAUUAAAGGGUUUAAAUUUCUUCCUAUGCGCUGCAAAAUGAAAAAUACUUCAAUUAAUAUAUCAUUUUUUAAUUUAUAUUUUCCCCUUUGUUUCAAUAAAUUUUACAAAAAAAUAUUUAUUAGGUUAAAGUAAAUAUACUAUCAUAAGCCUCAAAUAUAAAAUGUAUCGUUUGAGGUGGAAUGAUUAAAGAAUAGGACCAACUUGAUAAAUCAUUUUUCACCAUCAUAAUUUUUUUAGCAAUUCAUUUAUGUUGUUAAGAAUGAUAAUUGAAAUAGUAUACAUUAAAAAAAUAUCCAUUUCUGCUUUUUCUAUCUUAUCUUAAACAUUACUUUCAUACAAGGUGGAAGGAAUUGAAAUUGAUUUUUUUAUUUUAUUUUUUUAACGGAAGACGAUUAAAAUAAAAUACUUUUUAUUGAUGUACUAUUUUAAUUAAGGGAUUGUAAUUUUUUUUUUUUAACAUGAUCUGAAACUAUUUCCACUUUGAUUCUACAAUUUAACGCAGGAACGAGUCUGUUUUCUCCCCCAAUCACCCAAGCCAACUCAGAAUCUCAGAACUAAAAAU